Molecule: messenger RNA, 2919 nt
Organism: Culex quinquefasciatus (southern house mosquito)
Lineage: Eukaryota; Metazoa; Arthropoda; Insecta; Diptera; Culicidae
Exons: 1
Coding region: 1-2919 (972 amino acids)
Molecular function (GO): nucleic acid binding; zinc ion binding
Source: RefSeq, a predicted model, not a curated record
AUGAGUGAUUCGUAUGUCCAGCUGAAAAACCUGCUGGAUGACGUCGAGAAGAGUGUGAACUCCUUGGAGUACCACAACCUAAAGAUGGACAGACUUUCGGAGGCCAUCAUCACCAACUUGACCGCUUCGAAGCUUGACAUGGCGACACGGAAGAUCUGGGAAUCCAGUGUUGCGCGUGGUGCUCUCCCCGAGUACAAAAAGAUGAUGAAGGUAUUGCGGAACCAGCAGGCAGUGCUGGAGCGCUGCGAAAGGGCGAAGCCUACCCAGAAGACCAAAGUGACGAACUCGAACCCCCGCACAUCGACGCCACCUACGAAGGCCCACACGGCGACUGUUGGAAAGCACGAAAGCUGUGCGAUGUGCAACGCUGAACACCUGCUGGAGAAGUGCGAAGCAUUUCUGAAGCUGAACGUGAACGCGCGGUACGGCAAGGCGAAGCAAUUUGGACUCUGCUUCCGUUGUUUGAAACGGGGCCACCGCACGGCAGACUGCAAGCAGAAGGACAAGUGCUCGGAGUGCUCGCGAGCACACCACACGCUGAUGCACCCCGACAGCAAGAAAGAACCCGAGAAGCAACCACCGGAAACUUCGGCUGCCGGAACGAACGCUAGCAGCGCCACUGUUAGCAAGGAUGGAUCGACCUCGACGAACUGCCCCCUCUACUGCAACACCAACGAAACACCAAAGCAAGUUCUGUUGGCAACCGCGGUUGUCAACGUCGUCGAUGCAUGUGGAGUACAGCAUAAGUGCCGAGCCCUACUGGACUCGGGCGCGAUGGCCAACUUCAUGUCGCAGAGCUUCGCGGACCUGCUGAACCUGAAGAAGAUGCCGGCCAAUGUCCCGGUCGUUGGCGUGAACGGAAUGGAGACAGUAGUGAAGUUCAAGGUUGAGGCCAAGGUCGAGUCCCGCACCACGGCGUACAACUUCUGCCUCAACUAUCUGGUGAUGCCGAAGGUGACUGGACCGCUGCCCGUGGACAAGGUCGAAGUGGAGCGGUGGCCGAUUCCGAAGGAUUUGGCGCUGGCAGACGAAAGAUUCUAUGAACCCGGCCGAAUUGAUUUGCUCAUCGGAGCAGAAGUGUUCUUCGAGUUGCUGCAGAGCGGCAAAAUGAUGAUGUCUGCGGAACUACCCAUUCUGCAGGAGAGCGUCCUAGGAUGGCUGGUAUCGGGACGUGUAGCUGAAACAGGAACGACGGGCACGGUGCGAGUCUGCCACGCGCUGGCCAAGCAGACACCCGAAGCACAACUGGCUGGUUUGCUGCGGCAAUUCUGGUCGGUCGACGAGCAAGAAUUUCCUGCAACGACCUCGGAGACGAGCAGUGACUGUGAGAAGCAUUUCCUGGAGACUCACAGCCGGAACGAGUCCGGACGCUACGUUGUGCGGUUGCCAUUCCGUAGCAACGUGGGCGAGCUGGGACUGUCGAGAGAACAAGCCGAGAAACGAUUCUACGCACUGGAACGUCGAUUGGACAAGAACGCAAACCUGAAGCAGCAGUACAAGAUGUUCAUCGACGAGUACAUCUCGCUCGGCCACGCCCGAGUGAUCGACGACGCCAAGGCGGACGCAAACUAUCUACCCCACCACUGCGUACUGAAGCCCGACAGUGCUACCACGAAGCUCAGGGUAGUGUCCGAUGCGUCGGCCAAGAGCUCCACCGGUUUGUCGCUGAACGACGUGAUGAUGACUGGCCCAACAGUGCAGCGCACCCUCUUCGAUAUUGUGCUGCGAUUCCGGUGCCACAAAUAUGUCUUCACCGCCGAUGUGCCAAAAAUGUAUCGGCAGGUGGAGGUGCACGAAAAAGAUCGGAAGUACCAGCAGAUUCUCUGGAGAGAUGAUCACCAGCAGCCAUUAAGGACGAUAGAGCUUUCAACGGUCACCUACGGCACGGCUGCGGCCCCCUUUUUGGCGACACGAGCGUUGAAUCAGUUGGCGCUGGACGAACGGCAUGACUUUCCCGAAGCAAGCACAUCCGUACUGAACAACUUCUACGUGGAUGACGUGCUUGCCGGAGCAGAUGACCUAUGCCAAGCAAAGCAGCUCCAGCAGGACAUGAUCGAGAUGCUGGCAAGAGGCGGGUUCCAGCUGCACAAGUGGUGCGCCAACCAUGCAGCGCUGCUGGAGGAGAUUCCGGUUGAAAACCGGGCCAAGACGCUGAACUUCGAGAAGAACGACGAGGGCGAGGUUGUCAAAACGCUCGGCCUACUUUGGGACCCGGUGAGUGACGUGUUUAAGUUCAGCGUGAAGCCGUUCAAGAAAUCGACGGAACGUCCGACGAAGCGGCAGAUCAUGUCCGACAUUGCCCGUUUGUUCGAUCCGCUCGGGUACCUCGGACCAGCUGUGAUGAUCGCCAAACUUGUGAUGCAGCAGCUCUGGAAGGAGAAGUUCCACUGGGACGACCCAGUACCGGAGGAUGUGGCAAAGAUGUGGGAGAGAUUCCGGUCUGAGCUGUGCGAGAUAAGCGAGUUGAAGAUUCCACGCGCCGUAGCUGCAGCAGUAGACGUGACGAGCUAUGAACUCCACGGCUUCGCAGACGCGUCGAUGAAGGGGUACGGCUGCUCUGUGUACUUGCGGAGUCUGAAACGAGACGGUACUGCGGAGAUGAUGCUGUUGUGUGCGAAGUCGAGGGUCGCACCGUUGAAGGAACUGAACCGCCAACCGAAGGACGACGCUGAGCUGGAAGAUUUGACCAUUCCCCGACUGGAGCUCUGCGCGUCGAAGCUGAUGGUCGAGCAAGUGGUCAAGGUUCUCGACGCCGUUGAACUGGACAUCAGCCGCGUUGUGCUCUGGACGGACUCGCAGAUUGUUCUGGACUGGUUGAAGCGCUUGAAACCUGACACUUCGGUGUUCGUGCGCAACCGGGUUGCUGCGAUUCUGAAACUGAGCAAAAGUUUGAAUGGAGGCACAUACCAACCGCACUGA